AUGAAGAGUAUUAUAGAUAAUAUUCCCAAGAUUUUAAAAAGAUGUGCUGGAAGUUAUCCUGGUUCAAUGAGAACAAGCCUCCCAAGAAGGCCAGUGAAAAAGAUUCGUUUGGGUAAGGCCAGACCCGCCAUAUAUCAUCAAUUCGAUGUAGCAGUAGAAUUGAGUGAUGGUAGUGUCAUUAUGAGAAGAUCCCAACUUCCUAAAGCUGAAAUGAGACUGAUACAAGAUCAAAGAAAUAAUCCAUUGUGGAAUCCAAGCAGAAAAGAUAUGGUUGCAACUGAUGCUGAUGCUGCUGGCAGUAUAGAUAAGUUCAGACAAAAAUAUGGUGAUAUGUUCUCCACGGAACCUCGAAGAAAUGAGCAAGUUAAAGAAAGAACUGCAGGUUCUGUCACAAACGACACUGCUACAACAGAACCUCCUGUAGAGGAUGAAGAGAUAGUAGAAACCGAACAAGAAUCAGGUUUUGAUAUGGGUGAUUAUAUUUCUUUGUUAGAUGAUAGUUCUCAACAGAUUAAGUCUGGUAAAAUAGCUUCUAAAAAGAGAGACAAGAAAAAAUGA
Molecule: messenger RNA, 558 nt
Organism: Kazachstania africana CBS 2517
Lineage: Eukaryota; Fungi; Ascomycota; Saccharomycetes; Saccharomycetales; Saccharomycetaceae
Gene: MRPL36
Product: mitochondrial 54S ribosomal protein bL31m
Exons: 1
Coding region: 1-558 (185 amino acids)
Biological process (GO): mitochondrial translation
Cellular component (GO): mitochondrial large ribosomal subunit
Molecular function (GO): structural constituent of ribosome
Source: RefSeq, a predicted model, not a curated record